CCGCGAGGAGGUAUAGAACUCGAUUUGUCCCGCAUGGAACAUGGGAGUCACUGGUCUCAUUGCUACAAUCCGUGAGUAUCUCGCUGCUCUAUUGUCCCUCGCAGUUGCUAAAUCGAUAUGUCUAGCCCUACUUUAUUAUAGUAGUUUGUUCCGACUAAAAGCUGUCACCGAGACGCCCCAGUGUAUCGUAGGUGAUCACAUUAGGUUACUCUUCGUUACAGGUGCCUCGUUGUCCUUAUGUAUCUCCCGCCUGCGGUGCUGUGUCCUUUGUAUGAACAUAUUUUCCUUUCUUGUUUGAUGUGUCCAUCCUUUAAGAUCUCAAGUAUG
Molecule: messenger RNA, 327 nt
Organism: Suillus paluster
Lineage: Eukaryota; Fungi; Basidiomycota; Agaricomycetes; Boletales; Suillaceae
Exons: 2
Coding region: 41-298 (85 amino acids)
Source: RefSeq, a predicted model, not a curated record